Messenger RNA from Leucoraja erinaceus (little skate), 3003 nucleotides. RefSeq names its product BOP1 ribosomal biogenesis factor (gene bop1). Bases 286 to 2616 code for a protein of 776 amino acids. NCBI's taxonomy places the organism in Eukaryota, Metazoa, Chordata, Chondrichthyes, Rajiformes, Rajidae. The transcript has 16 exons. The record is from RefSeq and is a predicted model, not a curated record. Gene Ontology annotation, molecular function: protein binding; ribonucleoprotein complex binding. Gene Ontology annotation, biological process: maturation of LSU-rRNA from tricistronic rRNA transcript (SSU-rRNA, 5.8S rRNA, LSU-rRNA); ribosome biogenesis. Gene Ontology annotation, cellular component: preribosome, large subunit precursor; PeBoW complex.
ACAUUAUAUUCUCCUCUCUACAUCGAAAACCAAACGAUGUAUUUAAUCAAGGGGGCUGACAAGUCAAAAAUCAGAAAAAUCAUAUUUGACCCUUGACCGCUGUUCUUUUUUUUAAAAAAUAACGCCAACCAAUCCACACUUUCUGUCGAUCGGGUUUGCUUUUGUCGGAAUGCCAACGGUAUGCCCCGUUUGGGUUUUUAUUGUAUUUUAAACGAAUAAGGGUGGUGUUGGUGACCUGUGACCUGCCUCUGCCUUGGCCGCUGCCUCGGCCGUUCCUCUAGUAAGAUGGCGGCAGAGAGCAUGUCGGUGGCCGGGAGGAGCAGCAGCGGCAUCAAGGUGAUCGGGGGGACCAAGAGGCUGGCCCCGGCCCCGGGCCCCGAGCUUCAGGAGCAGCUUCCCGCCUUUGAAACUCCAGUACUUGUGGAGGAUGGAGAUGACUUGACAGACAGCGACGAGAGCCUUUUCUCUGGCUUGGAUGACUCGGGGAGUGACAGCAGUGAUGAGGGAGGAGGUGGUGACGGUGAUGAAGAUGGUGAUGGUGAUGAUGAUGACGGAGACCAUAAGGAGGGAAAGAGUGAUGAAGACAACGACAGUGGAGUUGAAGAGAAGAAGAGCAUGAAGGACAAGCUAAGCAAGCGAGAGAGCAAGAUCAGUAAAGCUGCCAGGAAAGAGAAGUUGGCAGAGUCCGAGCACAUUUUGAAGCCAGAGCACCUGGACCUUACCCCUGCAGCCGAUGAGUACGAAGAGGACACUUCAGAUGAAGAGGAUAUCCGGAAUACUGUGGGCAAUAUCCCUAUGGAAUGGUACAAGGACUAUCCACACAUCGGAUAUGACCUAGAUGGAAAGAAAAUCUACAAACCAAUCCGAAAUAAGGAUGAACUGGAUGAAUUUCUGGAUAAAAUGGAGAAUCCGGAUUACUGGCGUACCGUCCCAGAUAAGAUGACCGGCACUGACAUCCGACUCACAGAUGACCAGAUAGAUCUUGUCCACAGGCUACAGAAGGGACAGUUUGGAGACGCCAAGUUUGAUCCCUAUCAGUCUUCCAUUGACUUCUUUACCCACGAGACAAUGAUCCACCCGGUGACCAAUCACCCAGCUCACAAACGCAGCUUCAUCCCAUCGCUCAUCGAGAAGGAGAAGGUUUCGAAGCUGGUGCAUGCGAUCAAGAUGGGCUGGAUCAAGCCUCGCAAGCCACGGGACGACACACCACAGUACUACGACCUGUGGGCCAAAGAGGAUCCCAAUGCAAUCCUGGGCCGCCAUAAGAUGCACGUUCCCGCACCAAAGCUCAAGCUCCCCGGGCACGAAGAGUCUUACAACCCCCCGCCCGAAUACUUGCUAACGGACGAAGAGCGACUGGCCUGGGAGCAGCAGGAGCCCGAGGAACGGAAACUCAACUUCCUCCCCAAGACGUUUGGGUCGUUGCGCGCCGUGCCGGCGUUUUCACGCUUCAUCCACGAGCGCUUUGAACGCUGCCUGGACCUCUACCUCUGCCCGCGGCAACGCAAGAUGAGGGUGAACGUGGAUCCAGAAGAUCUGAUUCCAAAGCUUCCCAAGCCGAAGGAUCUGCAGCCGUUCCCCACUACUCAGGCGCUGGUUUACACAGGGCACACCAACCUGGUGCGUUGCAUCAGCGUCUCACCCAGCGGCCAGUGGUUGGCAUCAGGCUCGGAUGACCACACCGUUCGCUUCUGGGAGGUCUCCACGGCCCGCUGCGUGAAGACCAUCGAGGUGGAAGGGGCAGUGAAGAGCAUCGCGUGGAACCCGAACCCUGCCCACUGUCUGGUGGCUUUAGCUGUUGAGCAGUCGGUGAUUAUCAUCAACCCCAGCCUGGGUGACCGGCUGCUGUACAGUGCGACGGACCAGCUGAUGGCCGCCUUUGAGAAGCCGGAGGAGGAGGCCCCUCAGCCGGCCGAGUGGGCAGCUGCAGAGGGAGAGGCCUACGACACAGGCUUCCGUCUCACCAUCACACACAACAAGCUGGUGAAGCAGGUGACGUGGCACGGCAAGGGUGACUACCUGGCCACGGUGAUCCCCGACAACGGCAACGCCCAGGUGCUGAUCCACCAGCUGAGCAAGCGGCGCAGCCAGAACCCCUUCCGCAAGAACAAGGGGCUGGUGCAGUGCGUCAGCUUCCACCCCGUACGCCCCUUCUUCUUCGUGGCCACCCAGCGAUACGUGCGUGUCUACAAUCUGCUCAAGCAGGAGCUGACCAAGAAGCUGAUGGCCAACUGCAAGUGGGUGUCCAGUAUGGCCAUUCACCCCGGCGGUGACAAUGUGAUCUGUGGGAGCUACGACAGUCGCCUGGCCUGGUUCGACCUGGACCUCUCCACCAAGCCCUACAAAGUGCUCAGGCAUCACAAGAGAGCUCUACGAGGAGUAGCGUUCCACAAACAUUACCCGCUCUUUGCCUCCGCCUCUGAUGAUGGCACCGUCAUUGUCUGUCAUGGAAUGGUUUACAGUGACCUGCUGCAGAACCCGCUGCUGGCCCCGGUGAAGUUGCUACGUGGUCACCAGAUCACCCGUGACCUGGGAGUCCUCGACGUUCUCUUCCACCCCACCCAGCCCUGGCUCUUCUCCGCCGGCGCAGAUGCCACCAUUCGCCUCUUCACCUAGAGCUCCCCAUGCCCCAUGCCGGGCCGGUUCACCGCAACACGCCAGGCUGGGGGGAGGAGAGACGGCACGGACUAACAGCGAGGGCACAAUCCGGACCCAUCAUCGUUACCUCGUGGUUACCGAGGACCCUGCCGGAUCAGCUCUGCGGUCGUUCCCCCACCCCUGACCCUCAGCUGCCCAGCCGGAUCACAGCCACAACACCGUCCCCUUGUAACCCCACCGCACCCCCUCCUCACAAUCCAGCCUGGGGGACAGUGCAGUCUGUGGUGAACCAAAGACUCACCCAAAGCCUGGACGUGUGACUGCCCCUCAUUCCCUCCAUCAACCCCUCCCCUCCCUCCAUCAACCCCUCCCUCCAUCAACCCCUCCCCCCUCUCCCCAACCCCU